Strongyloides ratti is the source of this 936-nucleotide messenger RNA. Its product is annotated as Small GTPase superfamily and Ran GTPase family and Small GTPase superfamily, Rho type and Small GTPase superfamily, Rab type and Small GTP-binding protein domain and Small GTPase superfamily, Ras type and P-loop containing nucleoside triphosphate hydrolase domain-containing protein. The coding region runs from base 1 to 936 and encodes 311 amino acids. The record is from RefSeq and is a predicted model, not a curated record. The transcript is spliced from 3 exons. NCBI's taxonomy places the organism in Eukaryota, Metazoa, Nematoda, Chromadorea, Rhabditida, Strongyloididae. Gene Ontology annotation, molecular function: GTPase activity; GTP binding.
AUGACAGAAAAUUCUAGUCAUCGUCUUGUUGUUUUGGGUUCCUCAAAAGUUGGUAAAACAUCAAUUAUACGUCGUUAUCUUUACCAAGAAUUUACUCAAAAAUAUAGAGAAACAGUUGAAGAUCUUCACUCUAGAAAAUUUAUGAUUCAUGGAUCUGAGUUAAACUUAGAAAUUCUUGAUACAAAUUUUAAUUUUCCUGAUAUGCGCAAAGUUGCAAUUUCUUCAGCUUCUGCUUUUAUGAUUGUUUUUAGUGUUGAUAAUGUUCAAAGUUUUAAAGAAAUGAGUGAUUUAUGGAAUGAAAUAACAGCUAUUCGUAGUGAUAUUUCAAGUAUUCCAACUGUUUUUGUUGGUAAUAAAAGUGAUAUGGAAUCUAAAAAAAUAUUUGAAGCCACUGCAAAUGCUUGGGUAUCACGUCUCAAUUCAAAAGUUAAAUAUAUAGAAACAUCAGCAAAAAAUAAUAUUAAUAUUGUUACAAUUUUCAAGUCUCUUUUAGAUUUAAGUGGAUUUGCUAUGAAAGCUUUAGCAGAAAAAGAAGAAUUGCAAAAUGCUGCUAUUGAGGCAAAAUCUCAAAACUCCGGAGGAUUUUUAAAAAGAGUUGGAAGUAUGAAGAAAAAUAACCACGAAGGAAAAACACUUGAGAAAGUUCGUGAAGGUGCAGCAAAUCCAAUUAUAACAUUAUCUACACAACUAUCAACACCAUCUCUUGGCAUUACGGGAGAUUUAAGUAUGCUUAAAAGAAAUUGUUCCUUAAGGAUUGCUCCUGGUAAAGAGAAACGUGAAAAAGAUACAAAUAAAACAUCAAAUAAUGAAAGUAAAAACAUAAGUCGUUCUGGAUCAUUAAUAAGACGAACAAAACACCUUUCUCUCAAAAUUCGUAAAAGUAGUGAUAAAUCAUUAACACAACAAGUUGAUGAAAGUGAUUGUAUUAUUUCAUAA